AUGUUUAAAAGGAUCGCUAAUAAGAGGUUCUUUUCCACCUCAUUGGGACCUUUGAACAAGGCCAAACCUCCAAGAGCAACAACCAUAAAGCCCCCUACUACAUCCUCAGUUCCACCACAUAACGUUGAGGUCUUGCAAGCUUCAUUUCUAGGCAAAUUAUUCAAAUACACAUUCGGUGCAGUUGCACUUGGUGUUGUGGGUGGUGCAAGUGUUGUUGCGUACAAAAUAUAUGAAGAAUCCAUGCCGGCUAAACAACAGAAACAAACACCAUUCUUCCCCAAUGGCCAAAAGAAAAAGACUUUGGUCAUCUUGGGAUCUGGAUGGGGAUCAAUUCCAUUGUUGAAAAACUUGGACACCACUUUAUACAAUGUCGUUAUUGUUUCACCAAGAAACUACUUUUUGUUUACUCCCUUGUUGCCUAGUGUCCCCACCGGUACUGUUGAAUUGAGAUCCAUUAUUGAACCAGUUAGGUCCAUCACUAGAAGAUGUCCUGGUGAAGUUGUCUACUUGGAAGCUGAAGCUACUUCAAUUGAUCCUGCCAAGAAUCAACUUGUUAUAAAGCAAAGUACAACCGUUCACUCUGGACAUUCCGGUAAAGAUACUUCAUCAACCAAAUCCACUGUGUCUGAGUACACUGGAGUUGAGGAAAUCUCAACCACUUUGAAUUAUGAUUAUUUGGUUGUUGGUGUUGGUGCUCAACCUUCCACAUUUGGUAUUCCUGGAGUUGCUGAACAUUCUACAUUCUUGAAGGAGGUUAGUGAUGCGUCAACUAUUAGAAGAAGGUUGAUGGAUGUCAUUGAAGCUGCUAACAUCUUGCCAAAGAAUGACCCUGAACGUAAAAGAUUGUUACAUGUUGUCGUUUGUGGAGGUGGUCCAACCGGUGUUGAGGCUGCUGGUGAAAUCCAAGACUACAUUGAUCAAGAUUUGCACAAAUGGGUUCCUGAGUUAGAAGGUGAAUUAAAAGUCACCCUAGUUGAAGCCUUGCCAAAUGUUUUAAACACCUUUAACAAAAAGUUGAUUGAGUACACCAAGGAGGUGUUUAAAGACACCAAUAUCAACUUGAUGACAAACACCAUGAUUAAGAAGGUUGGAGACAAGGAACUAGUUGCCUCGCAAAAACAACCUGAUGGGUCAACAAAGACUAUUGAGAUUCCAUACGGUAUGUUGAUUUGGGCUACUGGAAAUGCUGCUAGAGGCUUCACUCGUGAUUUGAUGUCGAAAAUCGACGAGCAAAAGAAUGCCAAGCGUGGAUUGUUGAUUGAUGACUAUUUGAGAGUUGAUGGUACUUCAAACAUCUUUGCCUUGGGAGAUUGUACAUUUACCAAGUACCCACCCACAGCACAAGUUGCAUUCCAAGAAGGUGAAUACUUGGCCAAGUAUUUUGAGAAGUUGCAUCAAGUUGAAAGUCUCCAGUACCAAAUCCAACAUCCAACUCCCAAGCAAAGUGUCGAGCUGUUGAGCAAGAAAUUGGCUAGGGCUGAAAAGAAUUUACCCAAAUUCCAAUACAAUUACCAAGGUUCAUUAGCGUAUAUUGGUUCUGAAAAGGCAGUUGCCGAUUUGGUGUGGGGUGAUUGGUCAAAUAUCACUAGUGGUGGUAACUUUACCUUUUUGUUUUGGAGGUCUGCUUAUAUCUACAUGUGUCUUUCAGUGAAGAACCAAUGUCUUGUUGUUUUGGAUUGGAUGAAGGUUGCUUUAUUUGGAAGAGAUUGCUCUAAGGAGUAG
This is a messenger RNA of Lodderomyces theae, 1722 nucleotides long. RefSeq names its product NADH-ubiquinone reductase (H(+)-translocating) (gene NDE1). Gene Ontology annotation, molecular function: NADH dehydrogenase activity. Bases 1 to 1722 code for a protein of 573 amino acids. The transcript has a single exon. The record is from RefSeq and is a predicted model, not a curated record. NCBI's taxonomy places the organism in Eukaryota, Fungi, Ascomycota, Pichiomycetes, Serinales, Debaryomycetaceae.